GGGUACUUGGAUGGCUGACGACCCCAGACCUUUGUCUGUUGAUCACCAUGCAACUUGCUCCGAUCUUUCCUGUGAAGUGUCGGCCAGCCGGCGACGCGACGCGACCUUUGGCUCGUACCAGCCGUUUGCGACCGAAGACGCAUCAGUUGCCGGGUUCCUUGAAACUCGGGGUGACCUUCAUCGCUGGUGUCACAAAGAUCAAGCUCCCAAGACAUCCAAGACGCAACGCUUGGAGAGCCCGGAGAGUCCGAAGAGCAGCGAAGAUUGAGACCGUUGAGACCGUUGAGACCGGGGUGAAAAAGCCGCCGCAUGAUCCACGCUCCUACCGCGUGGUGCGACUGCCCAAUGACCUGGAAGUCUUCUUGGCUUCCGAUCCCGAAGCCGACAUGGCAGCCGCCGCACUGUCCGUGCGUUGUGGUUGUUUCAAUGAUCCCGCAUCAACCUUGGGUCUGGCGCACCUGCAUGAGCACAUGCUGUUCCUGGGUUCAGAGAAAUAUCCGGAAGAAGACGAGUACUGCCGUUUUUUGGGUGAACAUGCUGGAGGUAGCAAUGCCUACACCGAAGAAGAGUUCACUUGUUACUACUUCAGUGUGAAUGCGGAUUUUCUGGAAGGCGCUUUGGAUCGCUUUUCACAGCUGUUUUUAGCACCCAGAUUCGAAGUUUCCAGCCUGGAACGGGAGAUCCAGGCAGUUGAUGCUGAGAACACCAAUUACUCCACUGACGAUGUUUGGCGCGGAGUCAUGCUGCACAAGAUGACAGUCGACGAGGAUCAUCCCUUCGCCCGUUUCGACGUGGGCACCUUCGAGACACUCCACGGGGAUGCACCGCGGCAGACCCGGGAGGAACUCCUCCGCUGGAACCAACAGCACUAUACGGCGGACAGGAUGAAAGUCGUCAUCGUGGGAUCGCAAAGCUUGGAAGAACUGCAGAACUUGGCGAUGAGGUUUUUCUCCGCAGUCCGAACUUCCCAGCGAGAUGUGAAGCCGCCAUCGGUGCCGUCGCCACUGCCUUGGGCAUCGCUUGGUCGGGUGCUGCGCCGCAUCCCGGUGAAGGACAUCCGGAGCAUCAUGGCCUGCUGGCCGCUGCCACCGUCAUCUGAACACCUCUUCACCAAGCCCGUGCAGUAUUUGAGCCACUUUCUUGGACAUGAGGGUGAAGGUUCCCUACACAGCAUCUUGAAUGCCAACGGAUGGGUUGAUGACCUCAUUGCCGGAGCAGAGUAUGAGUUCGAGAAUCAGCAGCUGUUUGCUCUCAACAUCAUUUUGACACCAGAAGGAGACGAACACCAAGAGGAAAUCCUUGGUUUGUUGUACCGCUACAUCUCCUUGAUCCGCGCAGCAGGGCCUCAGCAGGAAGUCUUCCAGGAGAUCCGGAGGUUGCAAGAGAUCGCGUUUGCCUACAAGGAGGACGAACCUGAAGCAGAUGACUUCGCAGAGAAGGUGGCCAUGGCCUUGCAUCGAUAUAGUCCAGAAGAAGCUUUACGUGGUCCUUUCGCGCUUGAUGAUUGGCAACCUGAUGUGAUCCAAAGGUAUUUGGAUUUGCUUGUGCCAGAGCGAUGCCUCAUAUUCUCCACCAGUCCUUCCUUCACUACUACUGCUGAGUGGCAGCACGAAAAGUGGUACGGCACAACGUUCCGGGAGGACGCCUUUAGCCCCGGUGAUCUUCCAGGUGACUCCGGCUUGGAGCUUCCAGCUUUGAAUCCCUUCGUUCCGCAGGAUCUUCAACUCUUCGCAAGGACCAGCGGAACGAGAUUCCCAGCGGAAGCAACUAUGCCUACUCUGCUGUCCGAACCGGAAAUGGAGAUGAUGGAGAUUUGGUACAAGAUGGAUCGCUCCUUCGGACUUCCCAGAGCCAAUGUCAUGGUGAGAGCAUUGACGAAUUCGUAUCGCCUUGGACCCGACAGUGUCGUGAUGAUGCGCUUGUUCUGCGCCAUGGUGGAUGAUGAUUUGAGUUCCACGUUAUAUGAUGCUCAGCUGGCGGGUUUGGACUACAAAAUCGAGUUCUCAGAUCAUUUGCAGUUCUCCGUCUCCGGCUUUCACGACAAGCUGCCACGGCUCCUGACUGUUCUCGUUGAACGGUUUGAGGAGAUGUACCUCGAAGUUCAAGAAGCAAAAGGUGCCUCAGUGCUGCAUUCGGAUGCUGCAGUGCAAGUGAAGCAGAUCCUAUUGCAGGAAUACGAGAAUUUCACUCGGGAAGAGCCCUUGAUUAUCGCAGAAUACUUCCUCUCGCAGGUCUUGAGUCGCGACGCUUGGAAUUUUCAAGACUAUCUACCAGUUCUCCGGCGACCAAUAUCCCUUGUCCAACUGGGAAGUGCUCUGCAGAUUGCAUUGCAAGAAGUGAAGAUCCAAGCGCUGGUGCACGGCAAUAUCGAAGAACACGUAGCCGUGGCCUGCACGGAAGUCCUGCAGAAGAUCCCAGGAGACGUGCUGCAGAAGGUGUGGCAGCAAGAAACCAUUGAGUUGCCGCCGCAAAGCACCGUCUUCCAGAUGGACCUAGAUGAAAAUCCGCAGCAGAAAAACAGCUGUACAACGAACUUCUACCAAGUGGGUUCAGCCUCCGAUCUGCGGCACGAGGCACAGUUGCUCUUCCUGUGCCACGCAGCGGAGCCUUCGGCAUUUCAGCGCCUACGCACAGAGCUGCAGCUGGGAUACAAUGUGGAGGCAAGGCACUGGUGUGAGAACAAUAUUUCAGGACUCUGCAUCGCAGUGCAAGGCUGCCGUUUGAGCCCCCGAGAAGUGGACCGUUGUAUCGAAGAAUGGCUGCAGAUUUUCCAGCAGAAGAUGGAGACCAUGACAAAUGAAGAGUUUCAGAGGCAAUUGGCGGCAGUCAGCAGCAGCUACAAUCGCAGAUAUACCCGCCUCAGUCAAGAAACGCGGCAGCAUUGGCGGGAGAUUCGCCAGUCCAAACACUUCCAUCGAGUUUCAGGUGUCUUCGGCACGGCAGGAUUUGGAAUGAUUUCGGAGACUUCAAAACAUAAGAUGGAUCUGAUAACAUAG
Cladocopium goreaui is the source of this 2996-nucleotide messenger RNA. The record is from the annotation of a GenBank genome assembly. Lineage: Eukaryota; Dinophyceae; Suessiales; Symbiodiniaceae.